Molecule: messenger RNA, 3688 nt
Organism: Dioscorea cayenensis subsp. rotundata (Guinea yam)
Lineage: Eukaryota; Viridiplantae; Streptophyta; Magnoliopsida; Dioscoreales; Dioscoreaceae
Product: E3 ubiquitin-protein ligase BRE1-like 1
Exons: 19
Coding region: 234-2888 (884 amino acids)
Cellular component (GO): HULC complex; nucleus
Molecular function (GO): metal ion binding; ubiquitin protein ligase activity
Source: RefSeq, a predicted model, not a curated record
GAUCCCGUAAUCCAUAAAUCUCCGCCUGCUCCCUUGCCCUAGUUUUUUAUUUCGCAAGUUUUUUUUUUUUUGAUAUAUCAAUUGAUUAGGGUUCAAGGUCCUUGCUAGGGCCAAAGAAACAGCUGAGUAUUUUGAUAAUUUUUUUUGGAAAUCCACUGCUUGGUUUAUCCUCUGGGUUCUGAUGUGUGAUUGGAGUGGAUAGCUAGGGUUUCCUUUGUGUGGGGGUUCUAGGGAUGGGCAGCACCGGCGAGCCGGAUCGAAAGCGUCGCCAUUUCAGUUCGAUAUCGCCGACGGCUGCCACGGCUGCCAAGAAGCAGCCGCUCUUCCCUUGCUCGUCUUCAGACGAGAAGAAGCUAGAUGUUGCUGUCCUGCAAUAUCAAAAUCAAAAACUUGUUCAACAACUUCAAGUGCAGAAAGUAGAGUAUUCUGUCCUUGAGAAUAAAUUCCAUCAGCUUAAAGAGAAACAGAAGUUGUACAAUGAUACCUUGUUAGUGGUUAAUAAGUCUUGGGAACGGCUUGUUGGGGAUAUGGAAACACUUUCUGCUUGCACAAGUGGAUCUACUGAUGGUUAUGAUGAUUUGGAAGGUCCUCAUAUGUUGGAUGAUGGUGCAUCUUGCCCUGCGGAGGCUGAUUUUUUGAGCAGAUUCAUGGAAAACGGUGCUACUGAAAGUUGCUCAGAUCAUGUGUCUUCUAUUGUGAUGGAAGAUGAUAUCCAGACAAGACAGGUAGCAGCAAAAAAUGUAGUAAGAAAUAUUACGUCUUCAAUUAAUGGCAUCUGGAAAGUAAAUGAUAAACUUGCUACAGCUCUCAUCCUGACUUUAUCAGAACAUGAGCUUGGUCAACAUUUGCGGAAGACAACUAGUGAUCUACAGAUGGAAGUUAAGAACUUCCGAGUAGCCAUUAGUGAUCUUCAUUCGAGACAUCGACUGUUAGCAAACAAAGUCCGAAGCCAUCGAGAUAUCCAUGUAAAAAAGAAGGCUGAGCAUAAACGGUUGUCAGAGGAACUUGCAAAAACUGUUGCAGAGUUGGAAGAAAGCAACAGUAAAUUGUCAAUUCUGAAGGCACAAAGAGAUGGUUUUCAAGGAGCACCUUUUCUUUUUCGUGCUCUAGGAAAUAAACAAGCUGGUGGAGAUAAGAUCAGAGAUAAACAGAAAGAGUUGCAAGAUAUGGAGUCUACGUUUAAUGAGUUGAAGGAAUUAGUUUCUAGCCGGUUGGUAGAAAUUAAGAGUCUACAUGAGAAAAGAAUAGAUAUACUGAACAAGCUAGCCAAUUUACAGAACACCUUGGUGGACGUCAAGAGUAUACAAUCAUCCAAAGCUUUUUUGUUGUUGGCUGAACAGCUGGAAAAAUCAAAGUCGGAGGUGGACCAAUGCCGGAUAUCGUUGGAAAAACUACAGGUGGAAAGGGAGAAUUAUAUAUGGAAGGAAAAAGAAAUGAAUGUGAAAGUUGAUAUGGUUGAUGUUUAUCAAAGAAUCUCAGCAUUUUCAGAGUCUCGAGUAAUUGAGCUUGAGCAAGAAUUACGAAAUCUGGAUGACAAGAGAAUUCAGUUGGAGACCAAGAUUGAAGAAACUUCAAGAGAAGCAGGACGGAAGGAAAUUAUUUCAGAGUUCAAAGCACUUGUUGCAUCCCUUCCCAAGGACAUGGAGGCCAUGCAAAGUCAACUUAGCAAUUAUAAGGGGGCUUCUUCAGGACUUCAUUCUUUGCGAGCUGAGGUUCAGUCCCUUUCUACUAUCCUUCACAGGAAGGCAACUGAAAUAGAAUCUUUAUCCGAUAGAUCUAGUCAGCAACUUUUGGAAAUAAAGAAGCUGAAAGCAGUGGUGCAAGAUCUAAGAGAAAGUGAUCAGGAACUGAAGCUGAUCGUAGAGAUGUAUAGGCGUGAAUGUACUGAUACUAGGGAUGUCAUGGAGUUCAGAGACAUGGAAUUUAAGUCCUGGGCCCAUGUUCAAAGCCUUAAAUUUUCAUUGGAUGAGCACAAUCUGGAACUGCGUGUCAAAGCAGCAAAUGAAGCUGAGGCUGAAGCCCAACAUAGACUUGCCACUGCUGAAGCAGAGAUUGCUGACUUGAGGCAAAAGCUGGAGAUGACUGGAAGGGAAAUAUGUAAUUUGACUGAAACAUUGAAGGCAAAACACGAAGAAGGUGAAUCAUACUUAUCAGAGAUUGAGAGUAUUGGCCAAGCUUAUGAAGAUAUGCAAACUCAGAACCAGCACCUGCUGCAGCAAAUCACAGAGAGAGAUGAUUACAACAUCAAGCUUGUUAUGGAAGGGGUGAAGGCAAGACAGAUGCAGGAUGCUCUGCAGUAUGAGUUACAAGCCAUGUACAGAGAAGUACAGCAAGCCAAUUUAUUUAUUGAUUCAAAUAAUCUAAAGCUAGCGCGAUUAGAAGAUCAGUUGAGGAUAUGGUCAGAACAGGUUAGAAAACUUAUGGAGGAACAGUGGCAGGAUUCUGUUGCUCUGGAAAAUGCACAAAGUAGGCUAUUGGAUGUCCAGAAAGAAUGCCAGCACUUGAGGCAAUCGUUGGAUGGAGUGCAGCCUAAGUUACAGAGGAGUAGAUUAGAUGUUUCUGAGCUACUGGUAGAGGUAGAGAAGGAGAGGUAUAACAAGAAGAGGAUAGAGGAGGAAUUGGAAACUCUUAUGAGGAAAGCUUCAAAUCUCAGGGCACUGACAGAGGGAUCAACUGUUCUUGAAAAGCUUAAACAUGAACUUAGAGAAUACAGAGGGAUACUUAAGUGCAAUAUUUGUCAUGAACGGCAGAAGGAGGUUGUUAUUGCCAAGUGCUAUCACUUGUUCUGUAACCAGUGCGUGCGAAGGACAGUUGAAAGCCGGCAUCGUAAGUGCCCUACAUGUAGCACGAGCUUCGGGCCUAAUGAUGUCAAACCUAUUUAUAUAUGAACCAGUAUGUUUUGCUGCUUCUCUAUAUGAUGAAACCCCCACCAUUCGGGGUACAAAUUAAUACCAGAGACAGGUUUCUGUGUGCCCUCAGAUUGGUUUGUAAUGCUGUGGUGCAUCUUGUAACAUAUAUAUUUGAAGCCAAGCAAGCAGUGUGCUUCAAGCAAUUUUAGAGUCUUCCCAUCGAUAUAGCAUUCAUUUCAAGUGCAUACUGCAGGGAGUGUUUCUGCACUGAUACUAAAAAUGGUCCACCGGUGAUCUAUGAUCUGUAAAGAAACCUCCCAUGUCCAACAAUCUUUCUGAUUAUUAGAAGCUGCAUUUCUUAUCUCGGCGAGGCUGCUUGUGGACUUAUCUUUGCGGCUUAGAUUCAGAUGAUGUACACUACCCAACUUAGAUUGCCUAGAAUUGUUGCUGCGUAGUAAAAUAAUAUAGGUUUCCAGAUUGCUGGCUUGGGUUCUUCUUAAUUCUUGCUGUUGACCUAUUUUGUAUAUUCCCUCUCCCCUACCAAAACAAAAGCCAAACAGUUAAAAGCUUGAAAUUUUGAUUGAAUCAUAUGUUAUUUUUUUAGCUUCAAUGCCUCACAUUUGAAUUUGCAUUUGCAUGAAUUAAAGUUCAGGCAGGCAUCUUUGUUUACUGAUGGAUCAGCCAUUGCAUAUCAUAUCAUGACUUAUUAUUAUUCAUCAUCACAACCCAAAGGAAAAGAAAAGGUAAAAGGGCAAUUACAUAUCAUCCCACUCGCACUCACUCUCACUCACUCUCAGCAAGGCAACUAGAAACCAGCAGUAGGCAGAAAAAAAAAAAAA